This is a messenger RNA of Anguilla anguilla (European eel), 1801 nucleotides long. It is a transcript of the gene nek7, whose product is annotated as NIMA-related kinase 7. Lineage: Eukaryota; Metazoa; Chordata; Actinopteri; Anguilliformes; Anguillidae. Gene Ontology annotation, molecular function: protein kinase activity; ATP binding. The record is from RefSeq and is a predicted model, not a curated record. The transcript is spliced from 12 exons. Gene Ontology annotation, biological process: protein phosphorylation. The coding region runs from base 413 to 1318 and encodes 301 amino acids.
UGUGCACCGCCCCUUUCCUCCGGGAAUGCUGGGAUGUAUACUGCCACUGAUCAGGAAUGGUGAAGAGCUAUGGUACAGUCCUAACUGUAAUAUAACUAUUACAUUUUACAAUAUUCUAUAGAAAUCUACACUGCGGCGUUUGUCUGAAUGCAUCGGUGCUACUGAAAAGCGGCCCUAGAAGUUAAGCAUUGGAUAAAGAUUUAGAAAUAUAGCUAAACCAGACAACCGCCAUCAACUCAGAAGUCCUUGACUGCGAAGGCACCCCGAGGCUACUUCCUGUGAGCUUCCUGUUCCUGUCCCAAGGCUGAGUCUGCAUUGUAUUAAAGGAAAGGGAAACACCCAGUAGCUACGGCUCAUUUGAAACUCCAUGUUCACAAGUACAAGGGUCGCCAUUGACUGAGCUCCCGUCGCCAUGGACGCCCAACCGCAAGGCCAGCAGGCUGCCGUUCCCAUGUUCCAGCCGCAGAAGCCUCUACAGCCGGAUAUGGAGUACAAUAUCUUAGCCAACUUUGCAAUUGAGAAGAAGAUUGGGAGAGGACAAUUUAGCGAGGUCUACCGGGCCAGGUACUUGCUAGACAACACGUCAGUAGCUUUGAAGAAAAUUCAGAUAUUCGACUUGAUGGAUGCCAAAGCUCGGCAAGAUUGCAUCAAAGAGAUAGAUCUCCUUAAGCAAUUGAACCACCCCAAUGUAAUUAAAUACCAUGCGUCCUUCAUUGAAGAGAAUGAACUAAAUAUAGUUCUGGAGCUUGCCGAUGCCGGGGACCUGUCAAGGAUGAUUAAGCACUUCAAGAAACAGAGGAGGCUGAUCCCUGAGAGGACGGUGUGGAAGUACUUUGUUCAGCUCUGCAGCGCUCUGGAACACAUGCACUCCCGGCGCGUCAUGCACAGAGACAUAAAACCGGCUAAUGUGUUCAUUACUGCCACUGGGGUAGUAAAACUGGGGGACCUGGGUCUGGGCCGGUUCUUCAGCUCCAAAACCACCGCGGCUCAUUCUUUAGUGGGCACCCCUUAUUACAUGUCUCCCGAGAGGAUACAUGAAAACGGAUACAACUUCAAAUCUGACAUCUGGUCGCUAGGCUGCUUGCUGUAUGAGAUGGCUGCGCUGCAGAGCCCGUUCUACGGAGACAAGAUGAACCUGUACUCCCUGUGCAAGAAGAUUGAGCAGUGUGACUAUCCCCCUCUCCCAUCCGAUCACUACUCUGAAGAGUUGAGAAAACUGGUAGAUAUGUGCAUCAAUCCUGACCCUGAGAAGAGGCCGGACAUCACCUAUGUGUACGACAUCGCCAAGCAGAUGCACGCAGUGACACUCGGCAGCUAAGUCCGCGAAAUAAGAGCUUGUUUUUCCGCGUGUCCUUCUCCACGGCACGUAGCACGCACGGUUUUUCCGAAAGGGAAGAACUGGUGGUGAUAUACCAGGUAUUUUGAAAAUGUAAUUUAUUUCACACUUGAGCUGAGGCCCAUGUUAAUAGAUGAAGAAUGGCGCAAAAGCAAGUGCCGCAGCUCCAUAGCUGUGUGAUGCCUUCCUCACGAGCCCUUCAGUCGCGUCCUGAGCUGAUCCAGGGUGUUCAGAUGAUUGAGUUAUGUUGAGUUGGAGUGACGGUCGUGUUGAGUUCUGUCAGUCGGUUUACAUCACCCUGUCAUGGAGGAACGCUGCCUGAACCAGGGACAGGACAUUUUAUCAUCAGCAAUUGUUUGCAUUCAGGUUUUCAUUUUAAACAUAUACCAUACUGUACACACACACACACACACACACGUGCGCACAUACAGACACAGACACACACACACACACACACACAGGCAU